UUUCACAUCGCGAAUCUGUUCAGAUAUACCCAAAAGCCGUUUUACUACCAACCUUGUCCACUCAGGGCUCAAACUGGUUUCAUCUAGUCGUCCACUCACCGACGAUGAGCAGCAAACCGAGCACUUCACAAGCACUCCAAACUCGCUUACGCAAAUCCAUUGAUGCAGAGAGGUUCCUUAGCUCAGUCUGCAGCCAAGAGCCGUGGAUGACUUCUGAAAAGUUGAGAUAAAGUGAAAAUAAUUUUACAUUUAUUCGUAUUCCCCUUUUACGGCGAAUUUUUGUGCAACUUUGUGAUGGUCAAACCAUCCUGUUCCUUGUGUAUAAAUGAGGUGACUGUUUCCUCACGAGUUACACUUGCUGCUUCACUCCUCUUCCAAGAUUCAGCCACAAGAGCCGAAGCCGAUAUGGCUUUUUACGAUAACAUUUAUCCAUUCUACCAUAUUCAAAGGACAUCCUUCAUCUUCAGUGGCCACUUGCUCACCGUUAUCAUAUGUUUCCUUGUCAUUACAUUCUGUCUACUUCUUAUUCUGCCUGGAAUUCGAGGAAAGUCGCGGCUGUUCUGGCUGUUGAGGAUCAUCCUGAGCUUGUUUAUUGGUGCUGUCAUCGUGGCACUCAACUUUACUGACAACUGGGCUGAGGACUGUAUAACCACAAACACAACCUACAAGUCUUUCAGCAGUGCAAUGGUUCACGCUGAUGUUGGCUUACAUGUUGGCCUAUAUGGCAUUAAUGUUACACUGAAAGGCAAUCCAGUUAUUCAAUUGAACGAGACUAUAGACUACAAUGAGAUGUUUUCCUGGCACGACACUACUGAGGACGAUUAUAAGGAAGCUUUGGAGAAAGGCCUCCCGAACCCCAUCCUAUACAUCGCAGAGAAAUUCUCUCUCAGCAGCCCGUGCGGCCUCAUCUUUUACUACAGAAACUCUGGGCGCUAUGCAUCUGCAACUCUCUGGAUGGCAUUUUGCUGCUGGAUGCUGGCCAACAUCCUCUUCUCCAUGCCAGUUAUUUUAUAUGCCGCCUACAUGAUGUUGGCUACAGCCGCCUUCAUCUUCAUCUCAGCGGCCACCUUCACCACCAUCAUGCAUGCGCCCAAAUGUGUUUUCUCCAUUGGAACCGUCCCUUUUGAAGUGGAUUAUAGCCUUUCAUUCUGGCUGGCUCUGGCAACCGGUGUGCUGUGCACCGUCAUUGGGGUUCUGGUAGUGAUAUUGAACUUUACGGCACCUGAGAAGAUGAAGGAGGCUUUCAGUGUGGCUGCUGACAGUUGUGAAGAUGAGGACAUUUCUUACGGAGAGACAUACCCGAAUUCAGCCUUCCUUGAUGAUGUAACGGUCUCACCAUGCACACUCACCGAGGUCACAGUGGAGCAUGGAUGAGUCUCUCUCAGCAAUUUUCGCAUUCAAUACUUGAGGAUCUACCGAAUGUGUUACAGAGAAUGUUGAAUGUCACUUGUGUCUGCGUCAAAUGCGCAUGUUUUUUUUUUAAUGUAUAGUGAUUUAAUUGUACUGUACUGUAUAUGUAAAUACACAUUUAUUUUGUAUGGGAUCCAUGCACUGCACUGUUAAUAAACACAGGAGUUUUUUUCGUCUGGCUUUGGCCUAUAUUGUUAUUCGUAUUACUAAUACUAAAAAUA
This is a messenger RNA of Hippocampus zosterae (dwarf seahorse), 1631 nucleotides long. RefSeq names its product dual oxidase 2 (gene duoxa). NCBI's taxonomy places the organism in Eukaryota, Metazoa, Chordata, Actinopteri, Syngnathiformes, Syngnathidae. The record is from RefSeq and is a predicted model, not a curated record. Gene Ontology annotation, cellular component: endoplasmic reticulum membrane. The transcript is spliced from 9 exons. Bases 295 to 1374 code for a protein of 359 amino acids. Gene Ontology annotation, biological process: protein transport.